AUCUCCACUAAAAAAUUGGUUGAAACUCAAAAAAAAAAAAAUGAAAAUCUUGUUUAGUGUAAAGCUUUGAUCCCUUAAAAAUUCGUUAUUGAUCGAAGCUAUUUCUUCUGUUAUUACUUUGUCUUUGGUUCAAAAUAAGUUGAAUUUGGUACUAUUCAUUUUUGGUUCUUGCUUGAUCAUUUUGGGAGAAAUCUAAUGGCAAAAAUGGUUCAAGAUUCCAUUAAACCUCAAGAUGUAUGCAUUGUGGGUGUUGCUCGAACGCCUAUGGGUGGUUUCCUUGGUUCUCUCUCGUCUUUGUCUGCUACAGAGCUUGGUUCUAUAGCAAUCCGAGCUGCUCUUAAGAGAGCAAAUGUAGAUCCAUCCCUUGUUCAAGAGGUCUUCUUUGGAAAUGUUCUCAGUGCAAACUUAGGUCAAGCCCCUGCUAGACAGGCUGCCUUAGGAGCUGGGAUACCUAAUUCAGUGAUUUGCACAACCAUUAACAAAGUGUGUUCUUCAGGACUUAAAGCAACAAUGAUCGCAGCACAGACUAUACAAUCAGGAACCAAUGAUAUCGUUGUGACUGGUGGCAUGGAAAGCAUGUCUAAUGUACCAAAAUACUUAGCUCAAGCAAGGAAGGGAUCUCGUCUAGGGCAUGAUACUGUAGUGGAUGGCAUGCUAAAAGAUGGACUCUGGGAUGUCUAUAAUGAUUUCGGCAUGGGCGUCUGUGCAGAACUAUGUGCUGAACAGUACAAAAUUACAAGAGAAGAGCAGGAUUUGUAUGCUAUUCAAAGCUUUGAGCGAGGAAUUGAUGCACAACGUAACGGUGCAUUUGCUUGGGAAAUAGUUCCGGUAGAAAUUUCUGGUGGAAGAGGAAGACCAUCUAGCAUUGUCGAUAAAGAUGAAGGCUUAAUAAAGUUUGAUGCCUCCAAACUAAGAAAGCUUAGACCAAGUUUCAAGGAGAAUGGUUCUGUAACUGCAGGCAAUGCUUCCAUUAUAAGUGAUGGCGCUGCAGCAUUAGUUCUGGUGAGUGGACAAAAGGCGCUUGAACUUGGAUUGCAAGUUAUUGGUAGGAUCAGAGGAUUUGCAGAUGCAGCUCAGGCACCUGAAUUAUUUCCAACAGCUCCAGCUCUUGCUAUACCAAAAGCAAUUAAGAAUUCUGGCCUCGAGUCAUCUCAAAUUGAAUAUUAUGAAAUAAAUGAAGCGUUCUCCGUUGUGGCUCUGGCCAACCAAAGACUGCUCAAUCUUAAUUCGGGAAAACUAAAUGCACACGGUGGAGCUGUGUCAUUGGGACAUCCUUUAGGGUGCAGUGGAGCUAGGAUUCUGGUUACUCUUUUAGGGGUACUGAAGCAAAAAAAUGGGAAGUUUGGUGUCGCUGGAGUCUGCAACGGGGGAGGAGGCGCAUCUGCUCUCGUAGUAGAGCUCAUGCCUGUACGGAUGGUGGCGCGUUCCUCACUUUGAUACUGGGAAAACUUCUUUGCAUUAUCCGCGCCAAUAGAAACAAGACGGCUAAAUCUUUUACUUUUAAGCAACGGUCUAAAGGUUCAGCUUGUAUACACUGACAGUAUAAACGUUUCAUAUAAUAUUAGUGUAUUUCAACUUCUUA
This is a messenger RNA of Solanum dulcamara, 1582 nucleotides long. Its product is annotated as acetyl-CoA acetyltransferase, cytosolic 1. Gene Ontology annotation, biological process: fatty acid beta-oxidation. The transcript is spliced from 14 exons. The coding region runs from base 196 to 1437 and encodes 413 amino acids. Gene Ontology annotation, molecular function: acetyl-CoA C-acetyltransferase activity. The record is from RefSeq and is a predicted model, not a curated record. Lineage: Eukaryota; Viridiplantae; Streptophyta; Magnoliopsida; Solanales; Solanaceae.